GAAAGAAAGAUGGAUCGUAAUGAUGAGAGAAUAAAAAGAGCUUUAAGACGCCGCCCUUAUGUGUUGAAACCAGUGAGGGUGAACAGCCCUGAUUCCGUGUUGUGGCCAACCGGCAAGGUGCACAGAAGGCCAAAGCCUUCUACUUCAGUGCAGACCCCUCAGAUCCACAAAAGGCCUCCAAUCAUUGUGAGCUAUGGGCAGGACCAAACAUCUGGGGAUGGAUGGAGCGUCAAUCCAGAGCCUCUCAGCCAGUCUGGAAGGGUGACUCGGCUGAUAGAGAGAAAAAAUGAUGAUGUGAUCUCAUCCUCCAGUUCUGAUGACUUUUCCAUCUACUCCUUCACUGACUGUGAAUCGGAGUGUGAUGAUGAGGAUCAUGAAAGGAGGACACCACCUCUGAAAGUUGAGAAUGGAAAGGUGACAAAGCUUGACGUGAGGGAUAUGGACGAGGAUGAUGAUCUGUCUCUCCACUCCUUCGAUGAGUCAGACUUCCUGAGCCCAGGGAAGGUCUCAGGUCCUGUAUCUGUCAAGAAUGGCCUCUCUCCUCUUGUGACCUCAGCACACCGGACCCUGGCUGAAGCCCUACGGGCCCUGCCCUCUGCUGUAGGCUCUCCCUACCCAGUAAAUGUCCCAAGGCCUCUGACUCCUCUCAGCCCUGUCAUUAUCGCUCUGCCCCGAACAGAGAACUUCCCAUGCCGCCACAGCCCUCGCCUGGCUCCCAUCACCAACCUGAGCGAGACCGGCAGGAAGCUGCUCCAGGAAAUGGCUGGAGUGGCCCCACAGGAAGGGAAGGUCAAUAAGAAAAAGAAGGGCAAGGCCAAAAAAGUAGUAAAACAAGAGAAGGCCAGUAAGAUACAACAGAUGGGAAAUGUUGGAGAAAGUAAGGAGGAGGACAAGAAGAGUCUGAGGAAGAGUGACAGCACCGUCCCCAAGUCCAGGCUGAUUACCUGGGAGCCCUCGAAGGACUUUAUGAAGACCAGCCACGUGGUCAACACACCUGUACAGACCAUGCACAUCAUGGGGGACCUGGGACCACCAGGCAAGUGA
Molecule: messenger RNA, 1044 nt
Organism: Salvelinus namaycush (lake trout)
Lineage: Eukaryota; Metazoa; Chordata; Actinopteri; Salmoniformes; Salmonidae
Exons: 9
Coding region: 10-1044 (344 amino acids)
Source: RefSeq, a predicted model, not a curated record